AAUCGAUAGCGCCUCGCCUUAUCGAUCCUUCUAGCGGCAAGAUAUCGAGAAUUUUCGAAAUUAUUUUCGGUUUGACGCUUGUUAUUUUAUUCGCGAACGGAUCGGAACCGAAUGGCUACGCUACGGAACCACAAUUCGGCGGGCGGUGGGGGGAACCACAGCAACCACAACGGCCAGGACUCGCCACAGGCGCCCCAGGACGCGGUCGCCACGCUGGCCAUCGGCUAUGUGCGGGAGUUCAGGAUGCGCGUGGCCACCUUUCAGACGCAGCGGUCCGAGGAGUCGCUGGUCUACGUGCAGCGCAGCGUGGCGUUGCUGAGCACCAAGGUGCAGCCGGCGCACUUCGCCCCCACGCCGGGCAACCUAGAGCUGGCCCGCUUCUACGUGGAUCUGCACGCGCUGAUGGGCGCCCUGGAGAACGAGGGUGCCGAGGACGACGUGCUGUGGGCCUGCGUCGGGCUGGUGCAGUGCUGCAGCCGGAAUUUGGAGGCCCGUCAGGCGAUCGUCGAGAAGUUCUGCUUCGUGCCGCUGCUGGGAGUGCUCAUAAGGCGGACCAAACGAACGGAACGGGUGCACCGGCUGCUGGUGCUCCUGCAGGACCUCACAUACGGCAUACACAUCGCCUGGGAAGAGCCCUACCUGGCAGCGCUGAUCGAGCACCUGGUGGGGAUCGUGCUGAGUACGGAUGAUGGCUCCAGCAGCGCGAGUGGUGGCUCCAUUCGCGACGACGACGACUCACAGGCGCUGCUCGCCCUCUCCGUGCUGGUGAACCUCUGCUACAAGAACUUCGCCGUGCUGUUCCUCUUCCUGCGAAGCGUCAAUAUAUCCGCCUUUUGCAGCCGCAUACAAAACUACGGCCUGCUGGCCUACAAAAUGCUCAUCAUCCUCUCGGAGGAUGUCUACGCCUUCGAACAGUCCGAGCUGUGCACAUUCCUGCGCAUGUCGUUCGCCGGCAUCGAGGACUGCCUGAAGCACUGGAACGUGGCCCAGCUGCGGCACAUCGUUGACUUCCUCUUGGACUCGCAGUGCCACGCCGGCCUGCAUCGGGCGAUGCUGUCCCAUGGCUACUUCUGCACGGAUGUGGAGAAGCUGCUGAACCAAAUCGACGCACGCAGCGGCAUGGACGACUCGCAGGAGGAGACGCGCAAGCACCAACAGAUUUCCCUGGGCCUGGUCUUCCGCCUCGUCAGCUACAUUCUGCUGCUGUCCGAGGACGCCAACAGCUGCAUCAGCCUGGACGCCAUCACGCCGCGACUGUAUGAGAUGGUCGGCGACUGGCUGGGCUCCGAUCAGUGCGGCGUGGCGGCCAUUGAGCUGCUCUGCACCCUGUUGCGCCUGGGCAAACGGGAAGCGGUGGCCCAAAUGAUAUCCCGUGAUCCCUCCCACCUGGUCAGUUUGGUGGCCAGCGCCGAGCGACCGGACACAAAGCCCGGCCAAGUGUUGGCUACUCUGCGUCUGCUGAUCGCCCUGCUCCAGGAGACGAAGACCGAGAAACUUGUGCUGUCAAAGGUGUCCGAGUCGUACUUCGAUAAGAUCCUGGCGGCACCGCUCGCCCUCGUCCCGCAGUUCCUCAGUACACAGAGCCUUGCGCAGUCCGAAGUGGAAAAAGCUUGCUUUUGCCUGCUGCUCCUCGUCAAUGUCGCCGGCAUCGCCAAGAAGGCCUAUCUGGACAAGUGCUGCACGCUGCUCGAGCAGCCGCAGCUGCAGUACUGCUUGGCCCGCGGUAUGGUCAGCAGAAGCGAAGCGUUGGUGGGUGCCGUUCUACAAAUUGCGCAGUUCGAGCACUUUCCCAAGGCAGCUGUAGCUAAGCAUGUGGCUGCAAUCACCUCUAGUCCCAGUGGAGCGAUGGCGGGCGCUUCAGCUGCCUGCAGCGACCAGGUCGAGCAGUGGCGCAACCUAAGCUCGAUUCUCAAGGGCCAUCGCACCUUCACCGACAAAGAUAUGGCCCAGCGGGUCAACGCACUUCUGGACAGUAUCGGAGGUAUUGUGCGCCGCAACGAAUUGGCAUCGGCACCCGUCUCGCAGGUGAUCGAGCUGUACAACCAUCGCAUCGACAGCCUGAACGGCGCCGUGGUGAGCCUGCAGCAGCGCCUGGAUCAGGCUGGCCAGCAGCUGGUUAGUGGCACCCAACUGGCACACGUGCAGAGCGCUGAGCUCGAACGCUUCCAGUCUACCAACUUCGAGCUGCUCAUCAGCCAAGAACGGCUGCAGACUCAGUGCAAAGAUCUCAAACAGCAGACGGUCGAACUGAAGAGCAACAUGACCAACCUGCUUAAGCAGAUGUCCGAGAACUCCGUCCAUUUGCAGGCCAGCGAACGCCGAUUACUCGUGAAAAAGUCCGAGAUUGCCGAACUGCAAAAGGACUGCGAGGAGCUGCGAACGAACCUGAGUGCCAAGACCGAGGAGCUCACCAAACUGGAGGCUCACAACAAGGAAAACACCUCUCGGAUCGAUAAACUCAAGAAGUCCAUGGUGGCCUACGAGCAGGACAUGACGGAGAAGCUGCGCACCAUCGGGGAGCGGGAUCGGGAGUUGGCCAAGACGCACAAGGCUUUGGAGGAGCAGCGGGAGGCGUGCAAGAAGUCCGAGGACCUGAUUUCCGUGCUGGAGACGCAGCUGCAGGAGCGCAAGGAUCAGAUCGAGAACCUCGAGAUGGAACAAAAGGAGACGGAGGACUUGCGGAAGACGAUAAUGAGUCUCAUGGAGAGCAAAAAGCCGAAACGGAAGGCCUGAGACUCAACUGCAACUCAUUUUUAAUUUAGUUUAGACUAGCAUCUAAUGAACUUCACAGCCGGCAUCAAAACGUUAUUUUAUCAUAUUUAUAUACAUUUAUUGCGUCUUGCACUGUUUAAUGCAAAACAUUGUUGCCGUGCAAGGUUCCAUUCCAAUUCCAAUUCAAACAAAAAUACAAAUAUUUGAAUAA
This is a messenger RNA of Drosophila yakuba, 2923 nucleotides long. RefSeq lists its product as uncharacterized. The coding region runs from base 112 to 2733 and encodes 873 amino acids. The record is from RefSeq and is a predicted model, not a curated record. NCBI's taxonomy places the organism in Eukaryota, Metazoa, Arthropoda, Insecta, Diptera, Drosophilidae. The transcript is spliced from 5 exons.